AGCACCGACGUCCCGGACGAUAAUGAGGCAUUGAUUAAAGACAAAGAAAAUGCCAUUUUAGAACUUGGCGCUUAUUAUGCCAAAGAAAAGAAAGCUAAAGAGCUUGCUGAUCUUAUUCAGCACAUCCGUCCAUUCCUGAAGAGGAUCAGCAAAGCGAAAGCCGGCCGCAUUGUUCGUACACUGGUUGACCUGUUUCUGGACUUGGAAUUAGGAACAGGACGGGAAAUCCAGUUGUGUCAGGAAUGCAUUGACUGGGCUGCCAAUGAGCGUAGGACUUUUCUCAGGCAGGCUCUCGAAGCACGCCUCAUGGGCCUCUACUACGAAAACGGCCGUUAUGAGGAAGCUCUUCAGUUGGGUGAGUGUUGA
Messenger RNA from Dibothriocephalus latus, 366 nucleotides. Lineage: Eukaryota; Metazoa; Platyhelminthes; Cestoda; Diphyllobothriidea; Diphyllobothriidae. The record is from the annotation of a GenBank genome assembly.